Messenger RNA from Hibiscus syriacus, 405 nucleotides. Its product is annotated as cytosolic sulfotransferase 15-like. The transcript has a single exon. The record is from RefSeq and is a predicted model, not a curated record. Gene Ontology annotation, cellular component: cytoplasm. Gene Ontology annotation, biological process: sulfation. Lineage: Eukaryota; Viridiplantae; Streptophyta; Magnoliopsida; Malvales; Malvaceae. Bases 1 to 405 code for a protein of 134 amino acids. Gene Ontology annotation, molecular function: sulfotransferase activity.
AUGAUAUUGUUUUUAAAAUACGAAGAUCUUAAGGAAGACAUCAGAUCUCAGCUGAAACGCUUGGCUAUGUUCUUAGGGGCUCCAUUCACUGAGCAUGAAGAGAUGAAAGGAGCUGUAGAAGAAAUAACCAAGAUUUGUAGCUUUGAGAACUUGAAAGACCUGCAAGUGAACAAGAAGGGCUUACAUGUUUCUGGGAUCCCACACACAGAAUUUUUCAGGAAAGGGAAUGUGGGAGACUGGGGAAACUAUCUCACACCUUCCAUGGUUGGACGCUUGGGGAAGCUUAUUCAAGAGAAAUUGGAUGACUCAGGUUUAACAUUUAAACUCUCCUCCAAAACUUUAGAGGAUAAUAUUGCUUCUCCCCGAUCAUCUGUCAUUUUUUUAGCUUUGGUAUUUGCAUCUUAA